Molecule: messenger RNA, 1119 nt
Organism: Cyphellophora attinorum
Lineage: Eukaryota; Fungi; Ascomycota; Eurotiomycetes; Chaetothyriales; Cyphellophoraceae
Exons: 2
Coding region: 1-1119 (372 amino acids)
Biological process (GO): mitotic sister chromatid cohesion
Cellular component (GO): Ctf18 RFC-like complex
Source: RefSeq, a predicted model, not a curated record
AUGAUAACCCAAUCUACUACCUCAGUCCCAUUCUCCAUAAGCCACCCACAAGAGCAUGUCCGCUUACUAGAGCUCCCACCAGAACUGCUCGCUCUAAUCGAGGCCGAAAGCGGCACUCACAACAACUCGGUUGACCGAGAACGCGACACAAUCUACAGCGACCUCGGUGGACGCGUGCAACUCAAAUCCGCGCCGACUAAUGACUCGUCUACUGCCACCAAGCCAAAGGAGGAGUACUUGCAUGUGUGCACCGAGGAUAAAGUUUGGGCGGUCAGGCAGGUCAGCACGAGUAACAGCGUGCAUGUACUUAGGCCGGCGGCAAACGUCCCUGUCCUCAGUAGUAAUGAGAGUGAUCCGACAGCUACUCCAGGACCCGGUGUAACCGCGAUAGCACAGCCAACAUCAACGCUCGAGCUCCUUCCCGCGACCUACACGCAGAAGGAUAUUGAAAGUGCGUCGGGCCGACUUCUUCCUACUGUCAGCCUGGAUGAUACAGCGUCAUCCAUCGAGUCGGGCAUCUCGGAGAAGGAGAUCAUCGCCUCGCUACCUUAUCCACUGCAUCCGAUCCUUCGCGCCAAGCGAGAGCUCUUCGUCAUUCGACCCUGGGACAAGCCUUGCAUCCCUUCUCCAGGGAUCCUCCUCGCAGCAUGGAAUGCAAUGUUUGCACUUGGACGCAAGUUCCCGCUGGACACAAGCGAUAUGCUCUAUCUAGGAGAGCGCUCAAUGCAGAUCCACCAGGAAGAGGGGGAGGUGGUGGCGUGCGCGGUGCGGGCUAUUGCGGAGAGAUUUGUGGAAGAAGAUCUCGAUGAGGGAGAAGAUGGGGAGUUGCAAAGGCUGCGUUACAGUCUUGAGGGGCAGUUGAUUGGAAAGGAGACGACUGUGUUUGUGGGACAGUUGCUGGUAAUGUGUGCUGGCGAGCAAGGCUUGAGAAGGGAGGAAUUGGAGGAUCGGUGGACGGAUAUCGUACCCAGCAGCUGGAGGAGGUGGUGCAAGCUCGACAACUUGGGUGAGCAGUGCAUUACGACUGGUGCGAAGAGCGCCGAGGCUACGCCUUCGAGCGUUGCAGGGAAGAGGAACUGGCACGAGAAGUUCUCAGCACAACGGAAGAAAGCGAGGUGA